CAUUUCUGCUGUAUAAUAUUUAGUUUAGUCCAAAAGAAAAAAGAGAGAGAACUGAGAUGAGAUUCUUGAGUUGAGGCGAUGACUGGUCCAGUGGGUCGCUGGCGGCUGGGACAGAGACGGUGAGUCUGGCGAUGAAAGGGGCUGGAGCAGAGAGAUUCAAAGUUAGAUCUACGUUUCAUUACUUCUUGGAAAAACUCUAAGUACUUUAUUCAAGCCACGCAUUAACAAGUUAUACCAAGGAAAAAUCAGCAUUCUCUAGAAUGGACGGGAGAAUUGAAAGGAUGGAGCAAGUUGCUGAAAACAAUAUUGAUUUCUUUUACGGCUUAAUUAAGAAGGAUGUGAAAUAUUUAGAUCACAUCGAUGAGUUUCCAUUUUUUGAUACCCCUUUACACAAAGUUGUAUCUAAAGGGAACAUCCCCGUUGCUAUGGAGAUAAUGAGAUUAAAGCCCUCAUUUGCUAGAAAACCAAAUGAAGAUGGGUAUAGCCCCAUUGACCUUGCUCUACAAAAGGGGCAUUUCGAGAUGGUGCAUCAGCUUCUACAUGUUGAUCAAGACCUUGUCCGUGUCAGAGGCAGGGAGAACAUGACUCCUUUGCAUCAUGUAGCAAAAAGAAAUGAUCAACUUGAUCUAUUGACUGAAUUUAUAUCAAUCUAUCCAGAUUCUAUUAUCGAUGUGACAACACAAAAUGAGACUGCUCUACAUAUUGCCCUUAAAAAUAACAGUAUCGAGUCUUUUAAAGCCUUGGUGGGAUGUCUCACCAGCAAUUGGUCCCAAAAUGCCUUAGAUUAUGAGAGGAAAAUCUUGAACUGGAAGGACAAGGAUGGCAACACCGUGUUGCACAUUGCAGUGGACAAAAGACAAACUGAGGCUGUGAGGCACUUGUUCGCUCGGAGUAGUGAGGUUGAUGUAAAAAUUAAGAAUAAAGAGGGUAAAACAGCAUGGGACAUCCUGCAAAGACAAAGAGAAACACAAAGACAAACACAAACACAAACAGGCAACAGCGAGAUGAGGAAGAUGCUAAUCCGUGUCGGAGCUUCAGAGGGUUCAUCUAUUACUACAUCCAGACGUCUUGAAAAAAUUCGAAUCAAGUGUGCUCGUCAAAUAACGACAAUAUCAGACGAUAAGCGCAAUGCGCUUCUGGUGGUUGCUACACUGCUUUUAUCAGUCACCUAUCAAGCGGCACUCAACCCUCCUGGAGGACUUCACGAAGGCAUUUCGAAACCAGGCGCUAAUUUUUCACGGAUUAGUACCAGGCCUUGUCCGGCUAAUGCAUCAUCAUAUCAUCGAACUUGUGGAAAAAAAAAUCUAUUCAAAGGGACAGAAGGUCAAGGGACAGCCAAUCUUGUUAACACAAUCCCCUUUUCGGUGUUCUUAUUUUCUAAUUCUGUGACAUUUCUUAUCUCAAACUCAGUAACUGUUCUCCUCAUUCCAGACGGGUACAUUGGUUGGAUGUUAUCCGGAACUCAAGUCUUCCUCUGGGCUUGCUAUAUUGUGUCCUUCGCGGCCAUAACCGGCUAUACAAAUUUUUGGAUUACUCUAAUUUCUAUUGGUUCAAUGCUUUAUCUGAUCCUACUACACGCCUUUUCUUGUUGGACAAGAAUAAGAAGAAGGCGUCAUGGUCUAGGCCUACGUGGUUUGCCGAUUCCUUUACAGGAAAAUGGAUGCCGGGGUUACGUGUAGAGUCAUCACCAACUCUACAGCAUUAGCCGGUGAUAACUUUCAUGCAUGUGUGAUUUACUUCUGGAUGUUUUUCAUGCUUAGGUGAUAAUAUGACUUUCUGCUUUGGUUUUAGGUGGAAGCAUUAAAUGCUUUGUUUUCUUGUCUCCUUUGUAAUAUCUAGGUAAUAUAACUUUCUACUUUGCUUUUAAGUGGAAGUAUUUAAUGCUUUGUAUCAAUAUAUCCAACAGAGGUAUUGUAUCCAAGAAGUGAUAUAGCUAAGUGUAGUGAGAUAGCAAAUAACUGUGAGGAAAUAAGUAGUGAGUGAAAUAGUGAAGAGUGGUGUGUCAUGUGUGUAGGAAAGUGUGUGUAAUGUAUUAAGCAUAAAUAAAAAUUAUAUUUUAUUGAUAAAUUUAAAUAAAAA
Quercus lobata is the source of this 2079-nucleotide messenger RNA. RefSeq names its product ankyrin repeat-containing protein BDA1-like. The coding region runs from base 261 to 1679 and encodes 472 amino acids. NCBI's taxonomy places the organism in Eukaryota, Viridiplantae, Streptophyta, Magnoliopsida, Fagales, Fagaceae. The record is from RefSeq and is a predicted model, not a curated record. The transcript has 4 exons. Gene Ontology annotation, molecular function: protein binding.